Messenger RNA from Gongylonema pulchrum, 1203 nucleotides. The record is from the annotation of a GenBank genome assembly. Lineage: Eukaryota; Metazoa; Nematoda; Chromadorea; Rhabditida; Gongylonematidae.
AUGUUCGAGACGGCGGCAGCGACGGCGACAGCGACGCAGCGCAGCGAUGAUGCAGCAAUAGCAGCAGCAGCAGCAGCAGCGGCGGCAGCAGCACUGGCCGACAAUUCGCUGGGUAGCGUGCCGGAGGGUGGAUUCGCUUUGCUGAGCACGGCGCCGCAGAAUGCUUCACUGGCGCACAUGGGUAGCGUGCCGGAGGGUGGAUUCGCUUUGCUGAGCACGGCGCCGCAGAAUGCCUCACUGGCGCACAUGGUCACUGCGGUGGCCUUCGACCCAUACGAAGAGUUGCUGUGGACUGCUAAUGACGCGGGUCGCGUUGUAUCAUUCUACGGUGCGCAGCUGGAAAAGUAUACAGCAUUUCUGUCGGCAGCAAACUCGGACGUUCGCGCCUUGCUUACUUCCGAAGCGAUCACAUUCUCAUUAACACCGCUUCGUUUAAAAGCUAACCGUCGCCAGGGAAUCUCGUUGUUCUCACAUACCUCGGAUCACAUGACUGAUUUGACGUGCCUUCAUCGGCUUCCCAAUGCACCACAUAAAUUGCUACUUGGUGGCAAUCAGCAACAAAUUAUUCAGUUCGAUGUGGAAACGCAGAAGGAAAUACGAAUCGCAUUUGUUAAACAGAAAAACUGCUUGGCAUUACGAUCAAAUCAGAAAUUUUUGUUCAGCUCAGAUUCCGAAGGGAACAUUACUCUGCGUCAUAUGACAACAGUGGACGCUUUGCAUGCUUUACAAGCGCAUCAGGGAUCGGUCGCUGAUUUCGAUGUCUCUGGCAAUAAACUUAUCACAUGCGGUUAUUCACCGAGGAUGGGUAAACUCACAGGCGAUCGAUUUUUGAUGGUUUAUGAUUUGAGGACAUUGCGUAGCUUGCCACCAGUACCUCUCCCAAUGGCACCUUCUUUCUGUCGAUUUUUGCCGUCAUAUUCUGAUAGUCGGAUCAUGGUUUGCUCUCAGGCAGGUGAAUUCAUAGUGAUGAAUUUGAAUGAGCAGUCGAGCCAGAUACCGAUCCAGCUGGAUACGAAUGGCUUCGCAAUAACAUGUCUUGAUAUCUCAGUUUCAAAACGAUGCAUUGCAUUUGGUGACCAAACAGGUCUUGAUUACAGGCAGUCCGAUCCAGUGCCGCAGAAAGUUAUGGAAUCGAUGCGGAUGGUGCAGUUUGUUGGCUAUGCGCAUAACCCUCGGGCUGAUACACUGCUGCGUGGCUUCAAC